Molecule: messenger RNA, 1679 nt
Organism: Arachis stenosperma
Lineage: Eukaryota; Viridiplantae; Streptophyta; Magnoliopsida; Fabales; Fabaceae
Exons: 10
Coding region: 79-1383 (434 amino acids)
Source: RefSeq, a predicted model, not a curated record
GAGUUGCCAUUAACCCGGUUCGCCAAGUCUAAGCUCUUCUCACUUCACUCUCUCUCUCCUACUCAUACACACACAACAAUGGCGGCACUGAAGCUUUUCCUCUCCCAAGCUCGCCGCCACCAUUUCCUCUUCAAACACCCUUCGCGCUUCCACUCCCCAUUCUCCCUCACCUCUCACAGACCCCUCUCUUCUUCCUCGCCACUACCACAAGAUCAACAAGACUCACCGAACCCACCACAAGACCCUCCUCAAAGGAGACCCUCCUUCCAAUCCGUCCCAAUCCAGCCCGUUUCCUACCCUCUCAAACCCAAAGACCCGGCACCCCAACAAACCGAAUCCUCAGAGCCUCAGUUCCCCCGCGAACGCCCGCCCCCGCCUCCUCCUCGCCGCCCGGUGUCGGCCGAGGGCCAGGAGGAGUCGCAGCGGGGAUGGACAAGGGAGGACAUUCGGUACGUGAAGGACGCGCCUUCGAUUGAGCCGGUUUCUUAUGCUCCGAGAGUGGCGCCGCUGCCGGAGGAUAAGGUCGGCGAUGAUCCGGGUGUUGUGACCGCGGAAGAGAGGAAUGAGGAAGCGGAGAAAGAGAGGAGGAUGCUUGAGGUUGAGGAUGAGAUAAGGAAGAAGAUGGAGGAGGAGAAGAUGAAGGUGCCUUUUCCGAUGCUGAUCAUGCCCAAGCGCAAUGAGACUCCCCCUGUCCUUGAUUUGAACGAGGCCAUUCGCCAAGUUAAGGUCAGUGCCAAGGCAAAGUUUGAUGAAACUGUUGAAGCACAUGUAAGAUUGGGUAUUGAUUCAAAGCGAACAGAACUGGCAGUUCGUGGUACUGUGAUUCUGCCUCAUGGUGCUCCAAAGGCCGUCAGUGUGGCUGUUUUUGCAGAAGGGGCAGAAGCAGAAGAAGCUAGAAAUGCUGGAGCUGAUAUAGUUGGUGGCAAAGAACUUAUUGAGGAGAUUGCUAGUGGUAAUAAUAAACUUAAAGUUGACAAGUGCUUCUCAACUCCUGGAAUGGCACCUCAUCUUGGAAAGAUAGCACAAUAUCUUAGAAAGCGCAGGCUGAUGCCAGACAAGAAACUUGGUACUCUGACUAGUGAUAUUGCUGGUCAGCUGAAAGAACUAAGGCAAGGUCGCGUCGAGUUUAAGAUGGAAAGUAAAUCAAUUUUGCAUAUUGGAGUGGGAAAGGUAAGCUACAAAGAAGAGGCUUUACGAGAGAAUAUUGGCGCAUUUAUGAAUGCUGUUUUGCUUGCCAAGCCUGCUGGCUUAAAGAAGACUUCCAAAUAUGCUGGGUAUGUGCUUUCUGUCCAUCUAAGCAGCACGAUGGGGCCAGGAGUACCUGUUUCAAUACAAUCGCUAUCCAAAGCAGCCGAUAAUUACAGGAAAGUGCACGUGGUAUGAGGCAGUGGAUGAGGGGCUGUUAUUAUGGGCUCUCAACAUGACUUAUAAGUUUUGGUAACAAAAUGUUUGCUUAGUUUUUCUGUUUAUUACCUUGAUUUUAGGUGGUUUCAUUUUAGAUGUAUGUGUCAAUAAUUACUUGGAAUAGUGACAUUUUUGUGCGAACUAGUGACCUUGUAAAAUAUAGGUUACCGAAUUUGGUUUAAAGAAAAACAUUGAGCUGACGUUUUGGUCGCUAGUGUCCGGGUUUAGCUAGUGGCAUGCUUGCUGAUCUUUAAUCUUAAUGAUUUUUUUUUUUU